UUACAAUACGUAAUCGUGGACGAAUUGCACUUUGAUCUUGUGGGAAAAAACUCUUCUAAGGGAGUCAUUGGACAAGUCCAAAAGAAUUUGGUGGAUUUUUCAGCGUCUCCUUUGGGUCUACCCAACAUAGAGCGAUUAGCUGCUUAUGAUGUAACUGUUCCUUUUGUAACGUUAAAGGUUUUAACUAUUUUUCGACAUCCAAAAAAUACCCACACUAGAAACAUUUUCUUACUACCGUUUCGUAGUACCGUUUGGAAAGCAUUGCUGAUAAUUUUGAUAUUAACAUCUUUGAUUUUUCUGGCUUCACAUCAUGCUGGACCUCAAAUCUUGUUAUUAUUCAAUGAGCAGUGCGUACUACCAGUUGUAGGAUUUUUGAGUCAACAAACUUAUCUGAGCAAAACGUCCAAUCCAUCGUUUAGAAUUGCAAUGUUUGCAGUUAUUCUAUUCAGUUUCUUUAUCUAUCAGUUCUAUUCGUCAUUUAUCAUCGGGUAUUUAUUAGUUUUGCCACCCAAAAACCUUCGCUCUAUCGAGCAUUUGCUAGCCAGUAGUCUUGAAUACUCCAUCGAAGACCAAUCGUACAAUCGUGACUUUUUCAACCGAACCAGAAAUCCUACUGCAUUAGAGCUGUUCAAACGCAAGGUACUUCCUAACAAGUAUGGAUUUACAAACAUCACAUAUGGAUUGUCUUUGGUCAAACGUGGAAGCCAUGCGUUUCACUGCGAUACUUCCUAUGCAUACACUUUGAUACUAGAAUCUUUCAACGACCAUCAAAUUUGUGAACUUCAGGAGAUUGUACUGUAUCCAUUUCGAGCGAUUUACAUACCGGUACCGAAAGGAAGUCCGCUAAAAGAGAUCUUCAGAGUUACCCUAAGACGAAUCAUGGAAACUGGUCUGGGGCAGCGCUUGAAGAAGACGUUCGCUCCCGGGAAACCUCAGUGUAUCAGGAAAAGUUUUUCCUUCGUGCAAGUGGAGCUCUCAAAUGUUCUUGGUUUGUACGUAUUUUUGGGAGCGGCCGCUGGCAUAGCAAUGACUGUUUUAAUAGCGGAGAACAUUUUGUUCAGCAUCACGAGGUACAUGGAAAUGCGAAAAUUUCGACGACUGUACCCUGUGUGGUUGGAUUAACAAUAGCAGCGCAUAUAAAAACAAGAUAAGUUUCC
This is a messenger RNA of Armigeres subalbatus, 1157 nucleotides long. RefSeq names its product ionotropic receptor 75a-like. NCBI's taxonomy places the organism in Eukaryota, Metazoa, Arthropoda, Insecta, Diptera, Culicidae. The annotation marks the transcript as partial. The transcript has 3 exons. The record is from RefSeq and is a predicted model, not a curated record.